Messenger RNA from Spodoptera litura, 570 nucleotides. Its product is annotated as ribonuclease H2 subunit C. Gene Ontology annotation, cellular component: ribonuclease H2 complex. The record is from RefSeq and is a predicted model, not a curated record. Lineage: Eukaryota; Metazoa; Arthropoda; Insecta; Lepidoptera; Noctuidae. Gene Ontology annotation, biological process: RNA catabolic process.
AAUCAAUAUUAGAUUGGCGGGAACGCUAGUGGACUGUGGAAUUGACUUUGUUUGACUUAUUAGGUUAUGAUAAGAUAAGAUCAUUUUCGAAAAAUAAAUAAAACAAAAAAUGUCUAUACAAGUGGAAAAUAAUUUAAAUGCUGAAGAACAUAAGGAUAAAUUUGAGCAGACAUCGCAUUACAUACCUUGUAAAAUAGACUCAGACGGCCCGGCAAACGUAGAAAAAUAUUUUGUUCCGUACAUUGUUGAAAAGGAUGGAGAAUUAUCAGCGUCAUUCCGAGGACAUUCAUUAGAUGGUAAGAAGAUGACACUACCGGAGGGUUACAGAGCUGUAACAGUCACUGAAACUAAAAGGCCACUAGCGGAAGAUGCUGAGAGGAAGUUUCAGGUGACCGGUGGUUUCAAAGAGUUCACAUAUUGGAAUUGGGACCAGAAACCUACAAAAAAUGAUAGAAUGGAGAGAGCAUUUGACUGGAUUGAUAUAAGUGAUGCUAUACAUGGAGACUGAUUUUAGGUGCUAUCAUACCUGGUAUUCCUUCAAGAUAGCUAUGAGUGUACCUAUAACUUAAC